AUGAUCAUCAACAAGACCGUCACCAUGUGCCUCGCGCCAACAGGUCGGGGUUACAGGAUUCUUCUCGUGCUCAUGACCAUCGCCAGCCUCGACAGGAGUAUCACGAACGUUCCCCACCUGAUGGGAUUGAAGGGAGGCAGCAGCUGCAGCUAG
Ectocarpus siliculosus is the source of this 153-nucleotide messenger RNA. The record is from the annotation of a GenBank genome assembly. Lineage: Eukaryota; Phaeophyceae; Ectocarpales; Ectocarpaceae.